ACAGCAGCGCACAGACGGACAGCGACGGAACGACUGCUUCGCAGGGAGUGUUUAUGGCUGCCUGCUCCGCUCGACAGCCAACAAUUUGUUGUAUUCCAGAAAACACGGUCUUUUUUAGAGGCCUGUCGCACUGUUUUCCGGAGAGAAAAGCGGUUGAGACGAGGUCACCGUUGCGUCGACGCGGCUAACUUUUAAGCGCCGUUAAAGCGAAAUUUAACUUCAUCGGUCGCGGAGUUCUUGAAACACACUCAGCGGAAGAAGUCUAACUGGGAUUAAAACCGCAACCUGAAGACGCAGACUUGGUGUUUUAACGAAGGACGACGUGAAUUUCAUGGGGCGACCGUCUUCUGCAACUUUUUUUCACCUUUCAAAGGCGGUGCAAGUUGUUGUAGAGCUGUAAAUUAAUGUCGGCUAAUUUUAGCAGGCUAGCUAGGUGCGUUAGCUGUCAGCCUCGCCGUGUAAUUCAGGCAACUUUUUUUUCUUUUUUUUUUUAACAAUGUCCUUCGUACAUUUUGCAACAGGUAGACCUUUUGCGAACACGACGAAGCAGCAAAAACAGCCAGAAUUGUAGAAACUUGAUCGCUAUUCGUCUUAUGGUGUUCACUCCGGGUUCUAAGUGCGGGCGGCGUCGUGAGCGUUAGUUUGGUUUUAUGGUUUUGAACGUUGUUCUCGAAAAAAAAACACACACAAGCUAAUAAUGCAGCCUUUGGACACAGUCUAACCCCCCGAAACCGACCCACCGACCAUGUUGGAUCAUACAGAAUAGGACCCGGACAGGAGACGAGCUCCAGCGCAGGCAGUUUUGCUCCGUAAUUUGGCGCUGAUGUGAAACGGUAGGAAACACAGGAGGAAACCUUUCAUUUGACCCAGGGAUACAAACCGCUCGUCUGAUACACUUCGUCAGUUUGUGCACCAAAAUGUCGGCCAUCUCCGCAUCCGAGAAAGUGGACGGGUUUACGAGGAAGUCCAUGAGGAAGGCGCAGAAACAGAGGAAAUCCCAAGGCUCGUCUCAGUACCGCACUCAGAGCGCUCCGGUCGAGCUCUCCCCGCUGCCACAGCUCAAAGAUGCCCCCUCCACGGAGCAGCAGGACCUGUUCACUCAGAAGCUCCAGCAGUGCUGCAUGCUCUUCGACUUCCUGGACUCAGUGACAGACCUGAAAAGCAAGGAGAUCAAGAGAGCCACGCUGAAUGAGCUGGUGGACUUUGUUUCCACAAACAGAGGUGUGCUGGUGGAGUCAGCAUACCCAGAGAUCACCAACAUGAUCAGCACCAAUAUUUUCCGGGCUCUUCCGCCAAGUGAAAAUCCAGAUUUUGACCCAGAAGAGGAUGAACCCACCCUUGAGGCUUCAUGGCCUCACAUGCAACUGGUGUAUGAGUUCCUGCUGCGUUUCUUAGAAAAUCCAGACUUCCAGCCCAGCAUUGCAAAGCGAUAUAUUGAUCAGAAGUUUGUUCUGCAGCUGCUGGAGCUGUUCGACAGUGAGGACCCGAGGGAGAGGGACUUCCUGAAGACCAUCCUACAUCGGAUUUAUGGAAAGUUCCUGGGCCUGCGAGCCUUCAUCAGGAAGCAGAUCAACAAUAUUUUCUUGCGGUUCAUAUAUGAAACUGAACACUUCAAUGGAGUCGCUGAGCUGCUAGAGAUUCUUGGAAGUAUCAUCAACGGGUUUGCGUUGCCUCUGAAGGCGGAGCACAAGCAGUUCUUGAUGAAGGUGCUCAUCCCGUUGCAUACAGCUAAAGGACUGGCCCUUUUCCAUGCACAGCUGGCCUAUUGUGUGGUCCAGUUCUUGGAGAAGGAUCCUACGCUCACAGAGCCGGUGAUUCGUGGUCUGUUGAAGUUCUGGCCUAAAACCUGCAGCCAGAAAGAGGUGAUGUUCCUGGGGGAAAUCGAAGAGAUUCUGGAUGUCAUUGAACCAACGCAAUUCAAAAAAAUCCAGGAGCCGCUGUUCAAACAGAUCUCCAAAUGUGUGGCCAAUCCACAUUUUCAGGUAGCAGAGCGUGCACUAUACUUUUGGAAUAACGAAUACAUUCUCAGUCUCAUCGAGGAGAACAUCGACAAGGUCCUUCCCAUCAUGUUCAGCAGCCUGUACAGAAUCUCCAAAGAGCACUGGAACCCGACAAUCGUAGCUCUGGUCUACAAUGUGCUGAAGACGCUGAUGGAGAUGAACUGCACGCUGUUCGAUGAGUUGACGUCCUCCUAUAAAGCAGACAGGCAACGGGAGAAAAAGAAGGAACAGGAGAGGGACGAGCUGUGGAAGAAGCUGGACGAGCUGAGGCUCAGCAACACUGCUCUGGUGCAGAACAACAGCCACGGGCUCCCAAGUGUCCAAAACAACAACAACAACAAUAGUAAUAAUAAUAAUAAUAAUGUCAACGAGGACAGGAGUGCCGAUGAAGCCGCCGACAACGUAGACGGCAAAGAUCCUGUGGAGGCCAGCGAGAGCACCCCAUGUGCCAAAUGACAGCGGAUGUCAGUUUUUUAUUCCGUAACGGUGUGACACCGGGUUCUGGACUGUCAGGGGAGGAUUGACAGAGACGUAAAAACACAAAUUACACCUCAGCAGUAUAUUAAAUCUACUUAGGGUGACUUAGAAUGCCAGCAUUUCUUUGGCAGAAAAAACAAAAGCAUAUUUCAACUUAAGCCUAUUUUUGGAAGUUACAGUGUGGCUGCAGUAUAUUGUUUAUAUAUAUAUAUAUAUAUAUAUAUAUAUAUAUAUAUAUAUAUAUAUAUAUAUAUAUAUAUAUAUAUAUAAUUUGUCUGAUCAAAGAUUUAUCCUUUCACAUUUAGUUUCUUAACUGAAAAUGAUUUUUUUUCAUUAUAUUCAUUGUAUGAUACUUGGGACGGGAGAAAAUAUUAAAUGACUUGAAUUUACACAAAUCAGUCACAACGUUAAAACCACCUGCCGAAUAUUGUGUAGGUUUCCCCUCGUAUUCUGAAGGUAUCCUGUCGUGUCGGGCACCAAAACGUUAGCAACAGAACAUUUAUGUCCUGUAAAUCGCACGGUGGGGCUCAUUGUUUCUCUCACACAUCCCACAGAUGCUCGAUGGAAUUGAGAUCUGGUUAUUUGGAGACAAAGUGAAGACCUUGAACUCUUUGUCGUGUUCCUCAAACCAUUCCUGAAUGGUAUUUACAGCACUGUCCAACUGAAAGAGGCCAAUCUUUGAAUAUCGCUGCCAUUAAGGAGGGCAGGUGGUCUGCAGGCAGCGAUGUUUAGGUAACAUCCACGUUAAUACCGGAAGGCACGAUGUCCAAGCAGAACUUUGCCCACUUGCUUGGCUUCUUCCCAUCCAGCUGCCACCUCUUUCAAGGGUAGAAACGAUGCGCACACUCAUGGCUGUCCAUGUGAGGUUAAGGGAAAUGUAAUUCAUCAGACCAGAUCGCCUUUUUCCAUUGCUUCAUGGUCCAGUUCUGACAUCUGUGUGCCCGCUGUGGGAGGUUUCUGCAUUGCACCGUCUCAUUGCGCCUAAUUGUGACACCUUUUCUUUUAAGGUUUCCACCAAUCCGUGCUGUACACCAAACAGGACAGCCUGCUGGUUCACCCACUGACUCUCGUUGGACCACUUUUGGUAGAUCCUAACCACUGAAUACAGGAACACCCCACAAUAGCAGCUGUUUUGGAGAUGAUCUGACCCCGAUGUCGUUACCAUUAGUUGCUUAGAUCGUCACGCUGCCCAUUUUUUCUUGCUUCCAACCCUUCGCCCUGAAGAACUGUUUGCUCGCUGCCUAAUACAUCCCGCCUCCUGACAGGUGCCAUCGUAACGAGACGAUCAGUGUUGCUCACCUCGCCUGUCAGUGGUUUUAAUGUUGUGGCUGAUCGGUGUAACGUUUCCAUUUGUGCUGCACUCAGAAAAGCUAAAUAGUUAUUUAAAGAUGUCUAUUUUUAAUGUGCUUUUCCUCGUUGCUGCCAACACUUGGGUGCAAACCUGAAGCAGGAAGGGAGCGACAGGCAUUGGGAGUGUUUUGGGGCAGAUGGGACCAGACCCAAAAAUCACACGUUUAGCAUCCAUUAAUAAACAAUAAAAGGACCGUUAUCGGGAGCAGAAGAAGCGAGAUGAUGUUCACCUCUUGUUGGUGGAAAAUGGGAGGCACACGGCCCAAAACAAUAAGAGCAAUGUCUCCGAGAGUGACUCUGCUUGAGACUAAGAAUUUAAAAACUGAUUAACAAUUAGGGUAAAUGAUAUAUUUGUGAGACUGUUUUUGUGUUUCAGGUGUUAGUGAGUAUUUUUUCGUCUGGGUGAAGAUACAAAGCUAAUAGUGAUAAUAACACAACACCUGCGUUUAUAGAAAUGAUUUACACUAAAGUAUGGAGGGAGGGCUUUUGACAAAUGAAAUGUUUUUCAAAAUGACCGGAAUUAAUGGAAUAGUUUUGCCAUGUUGUAAAAUGAGAUUUGGCAUAUGGUAAAUAUGAAGCUGCUUCCGGUUAGCUUAGCAUUGUGUAAACACUUGAAAGAGAGGGAAGCAGCUAGCUUCACUCUGUCCACCAGCUGCACCUCUUAAUCUCAUUAAUUCACACAUUAUAUAUUGUUUGUUUAAUUCGCACAAACACUGUUGUGUUAGAGGGUGACAGUCCAGGAAACUCCAAAGUAAAGGAGCAUGUUUAAUAUGAGCUUUAGAGGUGCUAGUUGGCUUCACGCUAGUUGUUCACCCUUAUUUCCAGACUUUAUGCUAAGCUAAUAAGCGAAUAGCUUUAUAUUUACCACACAGAUGUGACUGUAAUCUCAAUUUUCGCAUGUAAUUCUUUGCAAGAAAGCAGAUAUUUCACAAAAUGUCAAACUAUUCCUUAAACACAGCACGUUUAAAAAACUAUCUGAGACCUAGAGUACUAUAUUUUUCCAGAGUAUUGACGAGGCUAAUAUUUUUGAAUGUUUCAUUUCGCAGAUGAAUUAUGACGGGAUGCAGGAUACGCUUGAGUGUAUAUUUGUUGCGUAUGUGUAUAUGUUAGUUUGGGGGCUACUUAAAGGGAAAUGCCACUCAGUUUCAGAUUUUAUGUACAGCGUAAUGUUUCUGUGGUCCAGGAAAGUGCAGUCAGUGGUUAUAGAAACAUACGUGGCUCUCUCUCAAAGCUGAAGCGCAAACACUUAUACUUGUCUUAGCACUUACCUGGCAUUUGAUAGUGCACAGGAGGCUUUUUGUGUAUCCAUGAGUUCUUAUAAACGUUUUUAUAACCAUCAUGCUGUCGUCACACCAGAAAACUCCACAAGAUUUGUUUUUACAGGAAGUCUUUGCUAUCAUCACCUGUUCUGGUUUCUUUUCUACAAACUCUACAAAGCCACUUUUGCUUUUAUUCUCAUCUCACCGAUGUUGGGAGCCAACAAACGUGUUCAUUAACUGAAUCUGACUGCCGCAGAUCAUAGGAAGGACUUCUGAGAGUUUUUCAGAAUUGAAUGGUAUUCCCUCUGAACCUCAGUGUCUGCUCUUUUACUUUUAAGUUCACGUUUUAGGUCCAGUCUUCUCUGAUGCCUUUCUGUCAGUACAGCAUUCCAGCCUCUGUGACAUUUAAAGAAAUCAUGUGGGGAACCUGUUUUGUAAUCACAGAUCUUAUUUAGGUUUCACCAUCAAAUAAAGUCUACUUUAUCUUUCUA
Molecule: messenger RNA, 5577 nt
Organism: Amphiprion ocellaris (clown anemonefish)
Lineage: Eukaryota; Metazoa; Chordata; Actinopteri; Pomacentridae
Product: serine/threonine-protein phosphatase 2A 56 kDa regulatory subunit alpha isoform
Exons: 13
Coding region: 918-2456 (512 amino acids)
Biological process (GO): signal transduction; protein dephosphorylation
Cellular component (GO): cytosol; nucleus; protein phosphatase type 2A complex
Molecular function (GO): protein phosphatase activator activity
Source: RefSeq, a predicted model, not a curated record